CUGCUCGGUCAGGACGGUUCCUCGUCUGCUCGAUUUGUUUGCUUCUGAGAGUGUCAACAAUGGAACAUUCAGAGCCGCCAGAGACUCAGGUCGCUCUACUUUUAUGCAUGCACGCGCAGCAGCAAAGCUCUCUGGCUGCCGUCCGAGCUGCCGUGUCAUCGGCAAAAAGUGAGGCCGAUCGCUUGGAGGACCAAAUGCUGGCAAAUAACUUCGUGCUCGCAACAACAGCGGUGGACUGCCUCACAGUGCAUCGGCAGGUGCAGUCCUUCGCGAGGCACGAGCGAUGGUUCGAAGACACCCUGCCCAACAUGCCGGAGUACUUUUUCAAACAGGCGUUCCGUGUAAGGCCAGCUACAUUUCGCUACCUUGUUGAUGUGUGCCGGCCUUACAUGGAGCGACAAGUCACCUGCAUGCGGGAGACGAUCGCGAUGGAGAAGCGGGUGGGAGUGGCCCUCUUCAAACUAUGCUCCACGGCCGAGGACAGGACGGUGGCCACCCUGUUCGGUAUCGGCCGAUCGACAGUCAAUGAACUGUACCGGGAGUUUUGCGAGACGAUCGUGGCUGUCCUCGAGCCCGAAUGGGUCAAACUGAUGACCCCAAAGGAGCUGCCGGAACAUAUCCGAGAGUUCCAAGCUGCGUUGGAGUUUCCGCAAGGAGUUGGAGCGCUGGAUGGGUGCCACUUCCCGGUGUCACCACCACAAGAAAAUGCAAGCGACUACCACAACUACAAGGGCUGGUAUGUAGUGGUGGUGGUGGUGGUGGCCUGUUUGUGUUUGACUUUCCCUAGGUUAAGCCAGCAUCUAGCGCUGGUGCUGUCAUUGGCUAGUUAA
Ixodes scapularis (black-legged tick) is the source of this 830-nucleotide messenger RNA. RefSeq lists its product as uncharacterized. The record is from RefSeq and is a predicted model, not a curated record. Lineage: Eukaryota; Metazoa; Arthropoda; Arachnida; Ixodida; Ixodidae. The coding region runs from base 60 to 830 and encodes 256 amino acids. The transcript has a single exon.